Molecule: messenger RNA, 1917 nt
Organism: Aspergillus pseudoviridinutans
Lineage: Eukaryota; Fungi; Ascomycota; Eurotiomycetes; Eurotiales; Aspergillaceae
Product: putative mucin
Exons: 3
Coding region: 1-1917 (638 amino acids)
Biological process (GO): regulation of cyclin-dependent protein serine/threonine kinase activity
Cellular component (GO): nucleus; cyclin-dependent protein kinase holoenzyme complex
Molecular function (GO): protein kinase binding; cyclin-dependent protein serine/threonine kinase regulator activity
Source: RefSeq, a predicted model, not a curated record
AUGCCUCCGAUUAUAUACACUCCGCAGUACUUUCCCUCCGCCCCGGCUCCGAUAACCCCCACUACGCAACACCAUCCGUACGAGGAAAGUUCGGCAUCAACGUUCAGACAAUAUCCGGAGACUGCUUCGGAAGUCUCUGAGAAUCGCUGGACUGCUCCUUUCAGGGACGGUCUGCCAACUCCUCCAAACGACAUGACGGGGGUAGCCUACAAGUCUCUCCCACCGUCCAGCUAUGGGGUCAAACAUGAUGCAAUCACACUUCCCCCCUAUGUUAGAGCGUCCGCUUAUACUCGCACMGGCUACGACUCUUCUUCCACAAUGAUACCUUCAAUCAAAGCGCAGAGUCAACCUCAAUCUACCCACAAUAUCCCAGCAUCCGUGCCAGCAAACCAGAAGAAGGCCAACACCAGUUCGGCGGCGUCUUACCUGCAAAUUCCAUGCUCGAUCAAUGAUAGCAAGGGCAGCCUGUCUGAAUUCGCUGCGCAGAUGACUUGUUUGUUCUGGUUCGAAAGCACAUCAAAGUUGAAGACCAUCGAGAAUCGCGUGAAUACGCUGCCUUCUCUUGUUCCGGAGGCGUUUCCUUCUCCUGGAUUCAAGAAGUGGGUAACGAACAUUCUAUCGACGACGCAGGUUAGCCAGAAUGUGAUCUUACUGGCACUCAUGUUUAUCUACCGAUUGAAGAAGUUCAAUCCUGCGGUGCGGGGAAAGAAAGGCAGUGAGUUUCGGUUGAUGACCAUUGCCCUGAUGCUUGGAAACAAAUUUCUCGAUGACAACACAUAUACGAACAAGACGUGGGCCGAGGUUUCCGGUAUCCCAGUCCAAGAAAUCCAUGUGAUGGAAGUCGAGUUCCUCAGCAAUGUGCGGUACAAUCUCUACGCAUCAGAGGAGGAAUGGGCUCAAUGGCACACCAAACUGGGGGUUUUCUCAGACUUCUUCAACAGAGCAGUUGUGAUCCCAGAUGAGGUCGACUUGAGCCCUACGACUCCUGUAUUGCGCAUAUCUCCUAGCCUUCGAGCAACACCCCAACUUUCGUCGUCGACUCCGUCCAAGUUACCAUCUCCACCAGCAUCUGAUCCUGUUCGCCCGCAGGCAGCGUGGAAUCAACCCUGCAAUACUUAUACUACUCUUCCUCAGCUUGGUAGUGAUAUUCAGCUCGCCAACCCUCGCAAACGGACUCGGGACGAACAAGUCGAUGAGCAUCCCGCAAAGAGAGUCGCCGUGCCCCAGAUUAUUCCACCAGCUUCUACCCUACCACCGACUUCCGCCAUGACAAGCCUCCCGGCCCUGCCACAGGUUGUCACACCCACGUCUGCUCCUUCAUCACACCAAACUUUCAUUCCUGGACCUAUUCCCCACCUGCCACGUCCCAACCUCCCUGUUUCAUCACACACACUGGUUCCAAGCGUUCCCGCAACCACGCCCCAACAACCCUCUACUGCCGGUCGCGCUAUACCUCCGACUACGUACAGUUCGUCCACGACCUGGGCGCCAUCGGUCCCACUUGUGACCACUGUGCCGCCCAUUAUGAAUGGCAUUUACCAUACCCCAAUCUCGCUACCCGAUCCUGGAAGAUAUCACGCGAGUCCCUACGGGAUGUCGUCGGCCACAGUCUCACCAGCGGUGUCGGCCUACUCUGUACACACACCUCAAACACAUUUGUCACCCUCUUUCUUUCUGGCAAACCGGAAUUCGCCUUACCGACCAGUCCGAGCUGUCAACACCCUGCUAAUUCCACCCCCGUCAACAUCUCUCCAGCAGCAGCGCAGCGUUCCCUUUGACCACAUGCACUACCAGCCGCUUGGGAAGACAGCCGCGGAGCGUAAAACAGGCGUGUUGCCCUAUCUUCAUCACGAAGCAUGGCCGCAAGGGCCCUUCAUCCAGCCGAAUUUUCAAUCAACUCCAAACUACUCGAGUUGA